Lachancea dasiensis is the source of this 288-nucleotide messenger RNA. NCBI's taxonomy places the organism in Eukaryota, Fungi, Ascomycota, Saccharomycetes, Saccharomycetales, Saccharomycetaceae. The record is from the annotation of a GenBank genome assembly.
AUGUCGUUUGUGCCUAUUGUUUUCGGGAAAAAGGACUGGGACAAGGAAUAUGAGCAAUCUGCUCAGUACAAUUCGUUGUAUUGCCCGAACUGUCACAACUACAGCGUACGCCCAGUGAAAAGACGCGAGUUCAUUGCUUUCUGGUUUAUCCCGCUCUUUCCAAUCUUCUUCGGUAAGCAACUGGUGUGCCCUGUCUGCAAUUGGCGACAAGAUUUCAAGAACGAGGAACAGCUCCAAAAAGUUGUUCGAGAACAAGCAAACAUACAGCAGGGCAAGGUGGGCUCAUAG